Messenger RNA from Parasteatoda tepidariorum (common house spider), 912 nucleotides. The record is from RefSeq and is a predicted model, not a curated record. NCBI's taxonomy places the organism in Eukaryota, Metazoa, Arthropoda, Arachnida, Araneae, Theridiidae.
AUGCCAGCUGUUUUUACGGGCCUUCUGAGAUAUGCCACUGCCAGAUUCGACUUGGUACUGCCUGUUCGGAAAUCGGACUUCCACCCGACCGAGUUGUAUCCUAUCGCUCUGGCCACUAUACACGAGAGAUACCCUUACGAGCAAUGGCUGCAGGUUUUUACUGAUGGAUCCGCCACUUUUUCAACUGGUAUAGCUGGAGCCGGUGCGUACUCCAAAUAUUUCAACCUUAGAGAACCUCUUGACACUUGGGCAGAUAAUUUUGAUGGAAAAAUGUUUGCAAUCCUUAUGGCUAUUACAGCUAUUGGUGAACCAUCUGAACAAAACAUUGUUAUCUUUGUCGAUUCUCAGGCUGCUAUUCAGACCAUUUCUGAAUAUAAUUUAUAUCCCUCUGAACUUGAAUUUAAGUGUAAACAACGCAUUGACUCUCUUCUUUGUUCUGGAAGAGAGGUAGUCCUCCAGUGGAUCCCAGGCCACUGUGGCAUUUACGGAAAUGAACGAGCUGACAUGUUGGCUGGAGAGGCUUCAGCACUGCAUCCAUCUUCUCAUCCAGUUUCCCUUAGAAAUGCAAGGCGGUUUCUUAAGAGCAAAUGCAGGCACAGAACAAUAUCUGCUCUUAGAGACUUAGCUGAUGGAAAAUCCUGGACUAGCCUUCUUGAUGACCAGCAGCGCUCUCACCUUUCCCUCCUUCCCAGAGCUGAGGGAGUUGCUUGCCUUAGAUUAAUUACUGGACAUGACUACUUGCAGGCCCAUUUAUUUAAAAUUAACUUGGUCAAUUCACCUCUUUUUGUGCUCUGUAACACUUCACCUAUGACUGGGGAGCAUUUAUGUGAUUGCCCCUCUCUUCUUGACAUUCGUUCCUGUGAUGACUUUUGUGCCCUCUCACCUUCUGGAGCUACUUCAGUGUUGUAUUGA